This is a messenger RNA of Crotalus tigris (Tiger rattlesnake), 2259 nucleotides long. Its product is annotated as vomeronasal type-2 receptor 26-like. Gene Ontology annotation, cellular component: membrane. NCBI's taxonomy places the organism in Eukaryota, Metazoa, Chordata, Lepidosauria, Squamata, Viperidae. Gene Ontology annotation, biological process: G protein-coupled receptor signaling pathway. The record is from RefSeq and is a predicted model, not a curated record. Gene Ontology annotation, molecular function: G protein-coupled receptor activity. Bases 1 to 2259 code for a protein of 752 amino acids. The transcript is spliced from 9 exons.
AUGGUGCUCAACCAUUCCUUCAGAAAACAUUUGAACCUAAAAGAUCCUUAUCAGCGAAAAGUUUCCACACACCCUUCAGAUCUUUCAGAUGAAAUUAUAAUUGGAGAAUUUGUAUCCAUGACACUUGGUAAUUAUAGCGAACAGAAGUUUACGGAACAUCCACUUUCUUCACCAACACAAGCUUAUCUAAUCCCUAAAAACUACCAGCAUGUCCUUGCUUUUGUUUUUGCCAUUAAAGAAAUCAAUAAGAAUCCCAAUCUAUUACCCAACAACACAUUAGCGUCCCAGAUUUAUGACAAUGCAUACAAUUCAUGGAGAACCACUUGGACCACUUUCAAUCUUCUCUUUCUAAGAAAAGGGGAUCCACUCAAUUAUUACUGUAUCACUGAAAAGGAAGGCAUGGCCAACAUUGGGGGACUCACCUCUGAAAAUUCUAUUCACAUGGCCAACAUCUUAAGUACUUACAAGAUUCCUCAGGUUAGUUAUGGCUCCUUUGACCCCAUAUUAAGAAAGAAAAUUGGUUUUUCUUCUUUCUACCGAAUGAUUCCCAAUGAAGCUUUUCAAUACAUGGGGAUAGUUCAACUUCUGAAAUAUUUUGGAUGGAAUUGGCUUAAUUCAUUUUUGAGACAAGUCCACUUUAACAAUAACAUUGGAGAUGAAAUAUUUCUCGAUGAAGAGAGGGAUUUAGCGAUAGGCUAUGACCUCAUCAAUUUGGUGACAUUUCCCAAUGAAUCUUUCCAGAGAGUCCAAGUUGGAAGAAUCGAUCCCAGUUUUCAACUUGGAAAAGAAUUCAUCAUUAAUGCAAGUGCCGUUAUGUGGAAUCCCACAUUUCAUCAGAUGGUGCCAAAAUCUACCUGUGUUGAGAGCUGCCAUCCUGGACAAAGCAAACUAAUUCAGCAGGGGAAACAAAUCUGUUGUUAUGAUUGCAUUCCGUGUGCUUCAGGGAGGAUCUCAACACAAAUGGAUGCAGAUGAAUGUGAGUCUUGCCAAGAAGAACAGUAUCCUAACACAAAUCAACAAGAAUGCGUUCCCAAAGUAAUGACUUACCUGUCCUAUAAAGAUGGCCUGGCAACAGCUCUGACAUCUUUGGCACAUUUUCUUUCUCUGACCACACUUAUUGUGAUGGCAAUCUUCAGGUUACACUCGAACACUCCCAUUGUGAAAGCCAACAAUUGGAGCAUCACAUGUAUCCUGCUCACCUCUCUGCUGCUAUGUUUUCUUUGCUCCCUCUUCUUCAUAGGAAGAACUAGCAAGGAAACCUGCCUUUUAAGGCAGACUGUGUUUGGUAUCACCUUCUCUGUUGCUGUUUCCUGUGUACUGGCCAAAACGAUCACUGUGGUUCUGGCUUUUGUGGCUACAAAACCAGGGAACAAGAUGAGGAAAUGGAUGGGAAAGAGGCUAGCAAUCUUGGUUAUUGUGCCUUGUUCUUUGGUUCAGAUUGCCAUCUGUGCUGUUUGGUUAGUGAACAAGCCCCCUUUUCCAGAAUUAGAGAAGCAUUCCCAAGUGCGUGAGAUCUUAGUGAAAUGCAACGAAGGCUCAGAGAUGAUGUUUUACAUUGUGUUGGGCUAUAUGGGUCUUCUGGCCAUUGUCAGCUUCACAGUGGCUUUCUUUGCCAGGAAAUUGCCUGACAGUUUCAAUGAAGCCAAGUUCAUCACUUUUAGCAUGUUGGUAUUUUGCAGUGUUUGGAUUUCCUUCAUCCCCACCUACUUGAGCACUAAGGGCAAAUUGAUGGUAGCCGUGGAGAUUUUCUCCAUCUUAACCUCUGCUUUUGGUUUAUUGAGUUGUAUUUUCCUUCCCAAAUGCUAUAUUAUUAUAAUACAUCCUGAAUUAAAUAAAAAGGAGCAAAUGUGUCAUAUGCACCUGCCUUCUCACAAGUCCUCUGCUGAUGGAACUGCUUUUGAACAUAGGCUUAACACAUUUCUUGAAUUGGAGAUUGACUCAGAGGCCUGGGGUUUGAAACAAGCAUUUAGUCAAGUAGCCAAGAAGGGCCAGACAGCUUCCAUUCCUCUGGAGUCACCUGAUAGGAUGAGCGAUGAAGCAUGUCAGUUUUUUUUCUUCAAUAAAACUGCCAGUGUUUGUUGUAUUUUCAAAGAAACGAUUGCCAUCUGUGCUGUUUGGUUAGUGAACAAGCCCCCUUUUCCAGAAUUAGAGAAGCAUUCCCAAGUGCGUGAGAUCUUAGUGAAAUGCAACGAAGGCUCAGAGAUGAUGUUUUACAUUGUGUUGGGCUAUAUGGGUCUUCUGGCCAGAAAUUGUGGGUGA